AUGCCGCGUCAGCUACCUUGGGCAAGCAAGAGUGGCGGAAGCCGGACACAAGCCAAGCCAGCAUCAUCGCGGAAAGCCACGAAAGCGCGCACUACGGCUGACAUAGAUGACGACUUCUUCGAAGGCACCAUUCUUGCAGACAGCGACAAAGACAGAGGACGAUCAAAUGGGUCCGACGAUGAUCUUCCCGGCCUUCCAACAGCACCGUCGACGCCUCGAACUAAAACCAAAGCCAACGAUGCACUCCGAAAGAGACGUGGUGGUUCAUCAUCCCCGCCUCCUAUUGACGAGCUUGAGGGGCCACGUAUUGAAGGCAUGCACAAAAGUUUAUCCAAAUUCGAUCUGCGCGACGACGAGUGGAUGAUGGUGGAAGACGAGUUUCUAGAGACAGCAAAGCUGUUCACGCGACACUUACAUAUCGCCGAAUACGAGAAGCUCAAGGCAAUUAUCGAAGAGAAAAAGAAAGAAGCUGCCGAGGUUACCAGACCCGUCGUUGCAAAUGCGAAGAGAUCUACUAGCGGCGAGAUGAAGGAGAAGGCCAGGGUUCAAGAGUUGAAGCAGAAGAGGGCGAUUCGCGAUGUCUUUGUGUCGCAGGAAAACGAAGAUGACCCGCAAGGGCGGGCCGUUCUGUCAAGUCGAUCCAGUCUCACAUCUUCGUGGGCCUCAAGACGCAUUGCGACAACUAGCAAAUACGCAGCACAAGAUAGCGACAACGACAGCGAAGAUCUAGACGCACCGCGCCUCUCAGCAAAACCCGUUUCCAGGACCACUACGACGCCCACCCCAGUCCGUAACAGCAGCGCAGCAAAAGGCCAAAAGUCUGCCUCGUCUCCUGCACCCAAUCCCAGGCCACCACGCCCCAUCUUCGCUAAGCCUGCGCCACCUACACCCGCAGCAAAAUCUCGGUCACGCAUAAGUCGCGCAACACCCUUUGAUAUGCUCGACGAGCUGGUGCCGACGAAGAAAAGUAAGACAUUGUCGGGAUCCUCAGUGGAGCCGGCAGUUGAGACAUCAUAUACUCCACGCGCGUCCAGUGUCAGCAAGUAUUCCCAAUCCUUCGAUUCUGUGGACGGCCGGGGCGGUGCUAAGGUUGGACGAGCAGUUGCUUCCAAUGGUGGUAACACCGGUAUCAGCAAGGAGACUUUGGAGCGAAUUACCAAGCGGAAGGCUGAGCGGGAGAAGAGCGAGAAGGAGCGGAAACGGAAAGCUGCAGACUUAGAUGAUGUGCCGACCUUCUUGUUUUGA
This is a messenger RNA of Alternaria rosae, 1245 nucleotides long. RefSeq lists its product as uncharacterized. The transcript has 2 exons. The record is from RefSeq and is a predicted model, not a curated record. Bases 1 to 1245 code for a protein of 414 amino acids. Lineage: Eukaryota; Fungi; Ascomycota; Dothideomycetes; Pleosporales; Pleosporaceae.